CACACUUCCAACACAGUAAAAGCAAUCAAUUGAGAACGCGACACAAGGCACGCAUUAACAAACAACUUUAUGGAUCACUUGAGCUGAGGCAGUGUUAGCACCUGUUUGUUAAUCUGCCCAUUCUCACGACAACUGGACUAUCGCCAUGGAAUAAGAUCUCAGCUUCCACUCUCCAGGAGGGAUUGUAUUUCAACGUGCAAGAUUGGGUCACCGUCACUCAUCAGCUGGUCGGUACCUGUUGACGUUGAUGACCGGUAUUGACGGCGGAAUUAGUUGGUGCCAAACGCAACCGUGAUAAUGGAACUGAAAAGCCUUUUCCUUGUGUUAACCCUUAGCUGUGGUGUUCUUUGUACUGUGUACAACCAAUCGGAGAAUGCCGGAUCGAAGGUUCUCACAAGAAGGAAACGAUUUCUUCUAUUUCCACCCGGUGCUAAUAUUCUGGUAUGUGUAUACGUCUUGCUAGAAUUGGAUGUUUUUUUCUCAUUCAAUAUUACUCUACUUCAGCUAACGUCCUCUUUCGGUAAAGGAUUGGUAUUUCGUGGUCCUGCCGGUUAUGUUGCAGUUGGGGAGCUUGAUCUGUACUAUCCACUGCCCGAUUACAAGUAUCACGCGAGUGCACUAAAGCUGGGUAAGAUCGCGAUGUAUCCACCGGAACCGAAAAAGCCACCACCUCCACCACCUCCACCUCCACCACCACCACCUCCACCUGCACCCAUGAAAGACGAUCAUCAUCACCAUAAUGGAGGUGAAUUGUCACCAGCUGAAGUGGACCAAUAUCUGAAAGAUCAUCCAGGAACUUGGGUACCACCGGGAUGGGGCAAAGAACGGGCAGAUUGGAACACGAAUAACUUGCAGUACCAGUCAGGAUAUUGGGCCCAGGACCGUACACAGAAUCCGUACCAAUAUCCAUCAAACACGUUAGAUCGUUAUCUGGGCGGAUAUUCGGACGGUUCCACCGGUUACUUCGGAUGGACCGAGAGGCCUUACGAUCGUUACCGAAGAUCACUUCUCCAACAGACGCUUGACGACGAAGAGACGGAAGAACAUGAACGUACCAAGUGGUUGAGUGGUGAAACGUUCAACAUAAGCCACCACAGUAACUGGGAACACUUUCAUCACUAUCGGGAUCGACGAGCACUGUUCAGUCAUUUGGAGGAAACCAUCGGUUCGAUUACCGGAUUUCACAUGAAGGAGUGUAUUCUGAGAAGUAUAUGCGAGGCAAAGAAUAUGCUGCCACCACCGGGCCGAUCGAUGGCGAUGGAUAUCUUUCGUGUGCUGUUUAGCUUUCCGCUGAACGAAGCAUUAACUGACGAUUACAGCAAUGCGAUGCGCGAUGAAAGUAUCGAUUGCCGGGGACGGUAUGGCAAUGGAUGCCCGAUGAGUUUGCUAGAAUUAGUGCUGUUCGGAAAAUUUGAAACAUAGAGCAAUGGGGAUGGUUUUAUGUUUUUUUUUUUAAUGUUUAUUAGGAAAUAAAUUCACUUUACUCGAUCAUUUCUGCCUCUCACAUAAACCCGUACGGUGUUGAAUAUUUCCCUAGUGCC
This is a messenger RNA of Anopheles funestus (African malaria mosquito), 1541 nucleotides long. RefSeq lists its product as uncharacterized. The transcript has 2 exons. The record is from RefSeq and is a predicted model, not a curated record. NCBI's taxonomy places the organism in Eukaryota, Metazoa, Arthropoda, Insecta, Diptera, Culicidae. The coding region runs from base 298 to 1422 and encodes 374 amino acids.